Molecule: messenger RNA, 657 nt
Organism: Closterium sp. NIES-65
Lineage: Eukaryota; Viridiplantae; Streptophyta; Zygnematophyceae; Desmidiales; Closteriaceae
Source: the annotation of a GenBank genome assembly
AUGACGGCACUAGCAGGUUGGCCAACUGGCGCAGUAGAAGGCGAAGACGUGGUUCGUACGAUUUUUAUAACGGGUUUUCCGCCCGACACAAAGGAGCGCGAGCUGCAGAACCUGCUGCGCUGGUGGCCGGGCUACGAGUCGUGCCAACUGUCGUACAAGGGCGACCAGCCAAUGGGCUUCGCGCUCUUCUCCACGUCAGCCAUGGCCUUCGCCGCUCGCGACGCCUUGCAGGGUCUGCUGUUCGAUGUCGAGUCCAAUGCGGUACUCCGAGCGGAAAUGGCCAAGAAGAACCUCUUCAGAAAAAAAGGUGCUGAAGAUCCAGCCAAGAGGCUCCGUGUCGCUGACGCCUUGACCUCAUACGUGGUUCCAGGAGCGGCUUCUUAUGAUCCCUACGGCGCUGCUGCAGCAGCCGCCUUCGCGGCAGCAGCCGUGGGCUCCGCUCCUGCUGCUGUCAUGCCGCGGACUGUAGCGCCGUCGUACACUCCCUCUAAGGUAUACAAGGACAACCCGCCCUGCAACACGCUUUACAUUGGCAAUCUCAGCCCAUUCGUCAACGAAACAGAGAUUCUCAGCGUCUUCGGCACGCAACCGGGUUAUGUCCAAAUGAAGCUGACGAGGCAAGGCGUCACCAACACAUGCUGCUUCGUGCAAUAUUCG